This is a messenger RNA of Notolabrus celidotus (New Zealand spotty), 1843 nucleotides long. It is a transcript of the gene ccdc28a, whose product is annotated as coiled-coil domain containing 28A. The coding region runs from base 171 to 755 and encodes 194 amino acids. The record is from RefSeq and is a predicted model, not a curated record. NCBI's taxonomy places the organism in Eukaryota, Metazoa, Chordata, Actinopteri, Labriformes, Labridae. The transcript has 6 exons.
UAGGCGUCCCUGUGCCCGCCUGCCAAAAACGUCUGCAUCUCCUGGACCCCCUCGAGGCAGAGGACAGCCAAAUGUCACUUGGACCCUCUACAGAGUGGAGAGAGGAGGACAGGAGGAGUAUCUAGUAUCAGCUCGUCGUGUUGAUAAGUAAACACCCCAAACACGAAGCUAUGGAGGAGCGGAAGCUAAAGAGGAAGAGCCCCAGGUCAUCCAGCAACACAGCGGCUCCCACUGGAGGCUCUGGCCGGAAAACAAGCACUUCCUCCGGGGGAAGGCACGUCGGCUACAGCCACAACAUGGGGACUCACUCCAGCCAGAAGAGCAAGAGUAGGAGGGGAGUCAGAGACAAAGCCAGGAGUAACCAGAGCACGGCUGCUAAAGCAAAUCCAAGUCAGAACCAGAGCCAGGCUGCUCCCAUCAUCCAGCACUCCUUCCUGACUGAUGUGUCAGAUGUGCAGGAGAUGGAGAACGGUCUGCUGAGUCUGCUCAAUGACUUCCACUCAGGGAAACUUCAAGCAUUUGGCAAUGAGUGCUCCAUCGGCCAGAUGGAGCAUGUGAGAGAGAUGCAGGAGAAGCUGGCCCGUUUGCACUUUGACCUCUACGGUGAGGUGGAUGAAAUGCCCGAGGAUCAGAGGAAGACGGCAUGUGACACCCACAUGGAUAUAUUACUUCUUAACCUGGAGGAGCUGAGUUCAUCUAUCCAGAAGCUCAACCUCGCCGACUCCCAGGACAUCCCGAGGACAGCCAGCAUGUGAACUCCUCUCCUCUUCUCCACCCUCAUCUCACCUGAAUGUUUUUCUUUAGAGGAGCUGCGAUGAAUAAGGUGGAGUCAAAUCAAUCUGAAGUGUUGUAGCAGUAAUGGCUGCAAAGGUGUUCACCAGCGUUCCCUGUGCACACACACAGGGGGAGGGAUGUACUGAAAUGCACUGACAGCAUUAUUAUGAACCGAUGAGGAGUGUUACAAUCAACGGUUACUUUUAGUAGAAUUAGUUUUAAUGAUCCUUGUAUUUAUAUCAGAGUUCUAUAAAGAGGCUGAUUCAGAUCUGAUAUAGAGAGCAGUAUACCUUGAGGUAUUAGUGUCACUGUCAUGGCCUGUUAAAGCAAGUUUAAGUCAAUCACUAACCUCCAAAAAAGGCUUAGAUCUGCAGCUAACCAAAGUGAUUAAUGUGUAUUUAUAAGCUCAUUCUGUUGCACUUUGCUGUAAAUACUAUCACCGGUCGAUCAAUGUCUGUAACACACAAACUAAAGACUGAGCUAGGAUGAUCAAAACAUAGACACAGAAAUAUUUAGCUUCGGUCUCCUCUGUGAGACACUAAAAAGUGUAAAUACAUGAUUACAUUUUUAUAGAAAUCGGCCAAAACGUAACAUUUAAAGCACAUUAGACUCUGCGCCGUGUGACCCCAGUUAAUGUUCGGUGUCAUGAGGCCUGAUAUCUCCUCCACUCUUCACUCAGCGUUGAAUCUUUUUGCACAUUUUCAUGCACCAUGCGCCGCACGAUAUCACCGCUGUGUUGUUUCACGCUGGAGAAGAAGAAGAAUCAAACUGUUGACAUCACAGCCAUGCCUUAAUUUUAUGAUUUAAUCAUUUUGCCUUAUCUGUUUGAAACUUUUAAACAUUAUCAUGUUGAUUUUAAGGGUUGGGAUUGUGUGUUUUAAAGAUGAUAUAUAAUCAUUUGAUGAUGCUGCUUCAGGUGGAAAUCCUACUGUGUUUUAUCACUUCUUAUUUUAACUCUGUGGGGAUUUAAAGUGUUUUAGCUGUAUGGUGUUUGAAUGAAUAAAUGUGUUGUCUGAAUUUCUUGAAACAUGUAUUUUUUCUGUAAAUAAAGAGGGAAUUUCCUCUAAAA